AUGCAGUGCACUCUGUUUUUUAUCAGCAAAGUGUAUAUUACAUUUGAAGCUUACACGUUACCACGAAAGGAUAAAUCUUUAUAUGCUUAUAAAUAUUUAAACAAAAACAUUGUUUACGUACAAAGUCAUUGGUCAUGCACUUUAUCAACAGCUGUGAACAAUCGCUUGACAUGUAUUAAUCAAAUAGCAUUGGGUGGUGGAUGUUCUCCAGCCAAUGACGAACUUCUCUCUUACUUACUAACUAUUGUUUCUUGUCGUCAAAUUACUUCCCUUACAAUUGAUGAUCCAUUCGAUUUAUGUCAACUACGUUUGCUCUUAUCAAAAAUGAUUCAUUUACGUACUCUAGAGCUUUUUUAUCACUUCAAUUAUGAUUUAGAUGAUGAAAGAAACAAGCAAAAUGUAAUCAAACUUUUCAAUGAUAUUUUGUUAUGCAAUAUACUCAUGUCAAAUGGAUUGAAAAAACUACAUUUUUAUACGGAUUGGGAAUAUCCAGAUAUGAUAGGUAUUGUUUCUUUAAUUGUGAAACAAUUGCCACAUCUGGAAAUCAUCGAAAUAAACUGUCAUAAUAGUAGUCACAUUCCUGAAAUAUUACAUAUACUAAUAAAUGGUCUUCCACAAUUGAAUUUUAUCGUUUUUCAUGGGUGGUUGACUGGUGAAAAUGAACAGGAGUCAAAAAUGCGCGAUCUUCCGAACCAUUGUAAACGUGCAUAUCGAAUGGAGAAUCUUCGAGAAGUUGCUGAUGCCACAAUACUUCAAGUAUGGCUUCAAUAA
Messenger RNA from Rotaria socialis, 771 nucleotides. NCBI's taxonomy places the organism in Eukaryota, Metazoa, Rotifera, Eurotatoria, Philodinida, Philodinidae. The record is from the annotation of a GenBank genome assembly.